UUUCUCUCUCUGGAGAGCGGCCGGGCCGACUCGGCCCGUCUCAGCCGCGCGCAGCCACGCUCAGUUCAGUUCUGCCCGGAGUGUCUGCAGCACGUGUAGACCGGCCCGCGACCCGCGACCGCCCCGCGAGUUCCAGCAGCUGAGUGCGUGAUCGCGCCUCUGCUCGCGUGCGAGUGUGUGCGUCUGUGUGUGUGUGCAAGUGGAAUUCGCCCUUCUUCAUGUGCAUGUGCGACGCUGCAAGAUGAGGAGGCGACGAUGGUUGUGGGUGGUGUUGCUAGUGGCGAGCGCGUCUCGCGUGCUGGUGGCCGCGGACGAAGGCGCCGCCGGGGAGGCGCGCGAAGGCGAAGCAGGACAAGAGGAAGGCGAAGAAGCCCCGCCGGCUCUGGGAGAAGAUGACCGCAAGUUCAGCUACACGGAGAAGCAGCGCUACGACGGCUGGUUCAACAACCUGGCGCACCCCAACUGGGGGUCCGUGGAGAGCCGGCUGACGCGCAAGGCACCGUCCGCCUACAGCGAUGGCGUGUACAUGCUGGCCGGCAUGCAUCGGCCGUCGCCGCGACGCCUCAGCCAGGUGUUCAUGCGCGGCCAGGACGGCCAGGCGUCGGCGCGCAACCGCACCGCGCUGCUGGCCUUCUUCGGCCAGGUGGUGAGCUCCGAGGUGGUGAUGGCCAGCGAGAGCGGCUGCCCCAUCGAGAUGCACCGCAUCGAGGUGGACCGCUGCGACGAGAUGUACGACAAGGAGUGCAAGGGUGGCCGCUUCAUCCCCUUCCACCGCGCCAGCUACGACCGCAGCACCGGCAUCAGCCCCAACAGCCCCCGCGAGCAGCUGAACCGCGCCACCUCCUGGAUCGACGGCAGCUUCGUGUACUCGACGUCGGAGGCGUGGGCGUCGGCGCUGCGCUCCUUCAAGAACGGCACGCUCAAGACGGAGGCGGGCGGCCGCCUGCCCGUGCGCAACACCAUGCGGGUGCCCUUGUUCAACUCGCCGGCGCCGCACGUGCUGCGCACCGGCAGCCCCGAGCGCCUGUUCCUGCUGGGCGACCCGCGCACCAACCAGAACCCCGCGCUGCUGUCCUUCGGCAUCCUCUUCCACCGCUGGCACAACGUGCAGGCCGCCAGGGUGCAGCGCCAGCACCCCACCUGGCCCGACGAGGAGGUGUUCGAGCGCGCGCGCCGCCUCGUCGUCGCGUCCAUGCAGAACGUCAUCAUGUACGAGUACCUCCCCGCCUUCCUGGGCCAGCCCAUGCCCGGCUACGAGGGCUACAAGGCCGACGUGCACCCGGGGGUGAGCCACGCCUUCCAGAGCGCCGCCUUCAGGUUCGGCCACACCCUCAUCCCGCCGGGCAUCUACCGGCGCGACGGCAAGUGCCAGUUCAGAACCACCAACAGCGGCUUCCCCGCGCUGCGGCUGUGCUCCACCUGGUGGGACUCCAACGACGUGUUCGCGGACUCGACGGUCGAGGAGCUGCUACGCGGUAUGGCGUCGCAGAUCGCGGAGCGGGAAGACCCCGUGCUGUGCUCGGACAUCCGCGAGAAGCUGUUCGGGCCCAUGGAGUUCUCCCGCCAGGACCUCGGCGCGCUCAACAUCAUGCGCGGCAGGGACAACGGGCUGUCGGACUACAACACCGUCCGCAAGUACUUCCACCUGCCCAGGAUCAAGGAGUGGUCCGAGAUCAACCCCAAGCUGUUCGCACAGCGGCCCGAGCUGCUGCAGCAGGUGGCCUCCAUGUACAACAACCAGGUGGACGACGUGGACCUCUACAUCGGCGGCAUGCUCGAGUCGGUGGACGGCCCGGGCGAGCUGUUCAGCGCCAUCAUCAAGGAGCAGUUCUUGCGCAUCCGGGACUCGGAUAGGUUCUGGUUCGAGAACACGGAGAACGGGAUCUUCACGGAGGACGAGAUCGCCGAGCUGCGCAAGAUCCGCAUGUGGGACAUCGUGGUGAACGCGACGGACGUGCAGCCCGGCGAGGUGCAGCGCGACGUGUUCUUCUUCAAGGACGGCGACCCCUGCCCGCAGCCGCAGCAGCUCAACCCCUCGCUGCUGGAGCCCUGCCAGUUCCUCAAGGGCUACGACUACUUCGAGGGCAGCGAGCUGGCCUACAUCUACGCCUGCGUGUUCCUGGGCUUCGUGCCGCUGGUGUGCGCCGCGGCGGGCUACGGCGUCGUCAAGCUGCAGAACCGGCGUCGGCGGCGCCUCAAGAUGCGCCAGGAGCAGCUCAAGACCAGCACCACCGGCAAGCCCAACGUGGACAAGAUGUCGGUGUGCGAGUGGCUGCACGCCAACCACAAGCGCCUCGUGAAGGUGCGCUUCGGGCCCGAGGUGGCCAUGCACACGGUGGACCGCAAGGGCGACAAGCUGCGCACCAUCAGCUUCUCCAACAUCGACUCCCUGACGGUGGAGGAGUCGGUGUGCACGGGGCUGCGCGGCUCGGGCGGCUCGGGCCGCGGCAAGAAGCCGCUGGUGCUGGUGCGGGUGCCGCGCGACCACGACCUGGUGCUGGAGUUCGACUCGCUGGCCUCACGCCGCAAGUUCGUCUCCAAGCUGGAGGCCUUCCUGGCGCUGCAGAAGAAGCACCUGGUGACGGUGCAGGGCACGCGCGAGCAGAUGCUGGCCAACGCCGAGACGCGCGAGCGCCGCCAGAAGCGCCUCGAGCACUUCUUCCGCGAGGCGUACGGCCUCACCUUCGGCAUCAAGCCGGGCGAGAAGCGGCGCCGCUUCCAGGAGACGGGCGAGAACGGCGAGGUGGUCACCGUCAUGAGGACCUCCUUGUCCAAGAGCGAGUUCGCGAGCGCGCUCGGCAUGCGGCCCGACGCCGUCUUCGUGCGCAUGAUGUUCAACAUCGUGGACAAGGACGGCGACGGCCGCAUCUCGUUCCAAGAGUUCCUGGACACGGUGGUGCUCUUCUCGCGCGGCAAGACGGAGGACAAGCUGCGCAUCGUGUUCGACAUGUGCGACAACGACAGGAACGGCGUCAUCGACAAGGGCGAGCUGUCCGAGAUGCUGCGCUCCCUCGUCGACAUCGCCAGGACCAACAGCCUGUCGGACCAGCAGGUCACCGAGCUCAUCGACGGCAUGUUCCAGGACGCCGGGCUGCAGCACAAGGACUACCUCACGUACAACGACUUCAAGCUCAUGAUGAAGGAGUACAAGGGUGACUUUGUGGCAAUCGGCUUGGACUGUAAGGGCGCCAAGCAGAACUUCCUCGACACUUCCACCAACGUGGCACGAAUGACCAGCUUCCACAUCGAGCCGAUGCACGACGAGCGGCGCCACUGGCUGCUGCGCAAGUGGGACUGCAUCACCACCUUCCUGGAGGAGAACCGCCAGAACAUCUUCUACCUGCUGCUCUUCUACGUCAUCACCAUCGCCCUGUUCGUGGAGCGGUUCAUUCACUACUCGUUCCUGGCCGAGCACACCGACCUGCGCCACAUCAUGGGCGUGGGCAUCGCCAUCACCCGCGGCUCGGCGGCGUCGCUGUCCUUCUGCUACUCGCUGCUGCUGCUCACCAUGUCGCGCAACCUGCUGACCAAGCUCAAGGAGUUCUCCAUCCAGCAGUACAUCCCCCUGGACGCGCACAUCCAGUUCCACAAGAUCGCGGCGUGCACGGCGCUGUUCUUCUCGCUGCUGCACACGGUCGGCCACAUCGUCAACUUCUACCACGUGUCCACGCAGCCCAUCGACCACCUGCACUGCCUCACCAGCGAGGUGCACUUCCCCUCGGACUACAGGCCGAGCAUCACCUUCUGGCUCUUCCAGACCGUCACAGGUCUGACAGGGGUGAUGCUGUUCGUGAUCAUGAUCAUCAUCUUCGUGUUCGCGCACCCCAUCAUCCGCAAGAAGGCGUACAAGUUCUUCUGGUCGGCGCACAGCCUGUACGUGCUGCUGUACGCGCUGUGCCUCAUCCACGGCCUGGCCAGGCUCACCGGCGUGCCGCGCUUCUGGAUCUUCUUCAUCGGCCCCGGCAUCGUGUACACGCUCGACAAGGUCGUGAGCCUGCGCACCAAGUACAUGGCGCUGGACGUGAUCGAGACCGAGCUGCUGCCGUCCGACGUGAUCAAGGUCAAGUUCUACCGGCCGCCCAACUUCAAGUACCUGUCGGGGCAGUGGGUGCGCCUGGCGUGCACCGCCUUCCGCGCCGAGGAGUUCCACUCCUUCACGCUCACGUCCGCGCCGCACGAGAACUUCCUCUCGUGCCACAUCAAGGCGCAGGGCCCGUGGACCUGGAAGCUGCGGAACUACUUCGACCCCUGCAACUUCAACCCGGAGGAGGACCAUCCAAAGAUUCGAUUAGAGGGGCCGUUCGGCGGCGGCAACCAGGACUGGUACAAGUUCGAGGUGGCGGUGAUGGUGGGCGGCGGCAUCGGGGUGACACCCUACGCGUCCAUCCUCAACGACCUCGUCUUCGGAACGUCCACCAACCGAUACUCAGGCGUCGCCUGCAAAAAGGUGUACUUCCUGUGGAUCUGCCCGUCGCACCGACACUUCGAGUGGUUCAUCGAAGUGCUGCGCGACGUGGAGCGCAAGGACGUGACCAACGUCCUCGAGAUCCACAUCUUCAUCACGCAGUUCUUCCACAAGUUCGAUUUGAGAACGACCAUGCUGUACAUCUGCGAGAACCACUUCCAGAGGUUAUCAAAGACCAGCAUGUUCACCGGGCUCAAGGCCGUGAACCACUUCGGCCGGCCGGACAUGUCCUCGUUCCUCAAGUUCGUCCAGAAGAAGCACAGUUAUGUGAGCAAAAUAGGAGUGUUCAGCUGUGGCCCUCGUCCACUCACUAAGAGCAUCAUGGCAGCCUGUGAGGAGGUCAACAAGGGACGCAAGUUACCAUACUUCAUCCACCACUUCGAGAAUUUCGGGUGAACUCCGUUCUCGGAUAGUUUUAGAUGCAAUUGGCUGUGAAGCACCAGGUGCAUGCCUGGGCUACCGUACCUGGGUCGCGCCCUUAUGUUGUAUUUUCUUUUAAAUUUGGGAAGUGAGUGUUCAGUUUAAAUUUACAGGUUGUUUGCAUGUUGUGGAACAUGUUUGGAACUGGCCUUCUUUUAUGAGGCCAAACUUUAAGUUAUUAAUUCAUUCUGUAACAAAAAUUGUUUAUACUUGUUUAGCUUAUGCCAUGAAAUUGCGUGGUAAGGAAAAGCUGUUCAUGUUGUGCUUGUCACACAGAAAAGGGGGAAUUCCUCGCACCUAGCUUGCCUAGGCUUCUGUUCCUAUGAGGACGAGCAGGCUAUCCUGCGCGACAUGGGGUGGAUUGGGCUUUGGCCAUAUGUCAUGUGUGUCCCCCCGGAUACUCGAACUGAGCUAAUAAGUAACUUUGUGAUGCGGAGUAGUCCACGGACCUCACGAGACGCCACGGUACGAAGCUGUACUGCCCGAUGGGGAGGGGGAGGCAAUCCGCGUCAGGUGUCAAAGCCUAGUACAGCAAUCGUUCUUUAAAAACCUCUUUUCAGAGAUUGCAAUUGCCUUAUUUAUUUUUGAUGGGGAUAAAAUCACUUGAACUCCCACCCAAAAUGUGCCAUGAGGUACACCAAGUGUCACCUCUUUAUCGAUGCCCUCAAAGGAAUGAUAUGAUUAAUCUGUAAAUCAGACUCUGCUGGUCGAAAGGUCCAAUUACAUGUGACAUGUGAACCACGUUCUAUGUGCGGGCACAUAGACAUUGUGUAUAUCUUGCUAUUUUUAUACUUUGCUAAUUGGCUUCUGUUUUCUAUAGUAUUGAGCCAAGGUGUAUUGAGACCAUUGAGAGAAUAUUGAGCAAGAUGAAUGUGUUCCUAUUUCUAAAUAAUGCACUAGAAAACGGCAGGUGUGAUAUUUUGGUGCUGAGAAAUGUAUUAUUCUUCUUUUUUUUUUCAGAAAUAAAAUAAUUUUAUAACUACA
Molecule: messenger RNA, 5869 nt
Organism: Thrips palmi
Lineage: Eukaryota; Metazoa; Arthropoda; Insecta; Thysanoptera; Thripidae
Gene: Duox
Product: dual oxidase
Exons: 17
Coding region: 242-4861 (1539 amino acids)
Biological process (GO): response to oxidative stress
Molecular function (GO): calcium ion binding; heme binding; peroxidase activity
Source: RefSeq, a predicted model, not a curated record